Molecule: messenger RNA, 648 nt
Organism: Spodoptera litura
Lineage: Eukaryota; Metazoa; Arthropoda; Insecta; Lepidoptera; Noctuidae
Product: transcriptional coactivator yorkie-like
Biological process (GO): hippo signaling; positive regulation of transcription by RNA polymerase II
Cellular component (GO): nucleus; cytoplasm
Molecular function (GO): transcription coactivator activity; protein binding
Source: RefSeq, a predicted model, not a curated record
GGGCGGGGCGCGCGUCAGUCGCGUAGCGAACGCUAUAUUGUAAGAACGUCGGGUGGCGCCGCGCCAGCCCGUCGCGUGCUAGUGUUGUGUCACAGCGGUGGGCCAGGUCGGUUUCGAGAUUUCUUCGUUCCGACGUAAAUCAUGGCUCUCAACUCGGACGCUGAACAGAAAUCGAACCUGGUCCUCCGCGUGGACCAGGAUUCUGACUCGGUUCUACAGUCAUUGUUCGACACAGUGCUUAAGCCGGACUCGAAACGACCGCUACAGGUGCCUCUCCGAAUGCGACAGCUUCCAAAGUCGUUCUUUAACCCGCCGUCAACCGGUUCCAAGUCGCCAUCUGUGUCUCACUCGCGAGAAAACUCGGCUGACUCGGCGUUCGGAUCGUCGUCCGCGACUGGCGCCUCACCGGUGUCGCACUCUCGAGCACAUUCGUCACCCGCAAGCUUGCAACAAACUUAUGCCGCUGGACAACAAAACCAACAACCGCCACUCCACCAUCAGCACACAAAACAGAGAUCCUAUGAUGUUGGAACACAUAUCCCAGAUGAUCUUGGCCCACUCCCACCUGGUUGGGAACAAGCACGGACACCGGAAGGACAGAUAUAUUAUCUUAAGUAAGUUUUCUCUUACCUAAUAUAUAAUACUUAC